Ipomoea triloba (trilobed morning glory) is the source of this 1292-nucleotide messenger RNA. RefSeq names its product inositol oxygenase 2-like. Gene Ontology annotation, molecular function: inositol oxygenase activity; iron ion binding. The coding region runs from base 134 to 1090 and encodes 318 amino acids. The transcript has 9 exons. The record is from RefSeq and is a predicted model, not a curated record. Lineage: Eukaryota; Viridiplantae; Streptophyta; Magnoliopsida; Solanales; Convolvulaceae. Gene Ontology annotation, cellular component: cytoplasm. Gene Ontology annotation, biological process: inositol catabolic process.
GGAAGGACAAAUUUUAUCCCACUAUAAAUACCUUCAUUUUCAACCGCUCUCCCCACAUCCACAAACCCUACAUUCGUUUUGCAUUAUUCCUUCCCUUCUUCUUAUUAUUAUUUUUUAUUAGAGUUGUGGGAAAAUGACAAUCCUCAUCGAGCAGCCUGAUCAUGGAUUACUAGUCGAGGAUAAGCCAAUCCCUUUCGAUGGGAAUGAACUAAUCCUAUAUGGAGGAUUUGCCGUACCAGAAACAUUGUCAUCCAACAAUGGUGGAUUUGAUGCUCCGGAAAUCAAUGCCUUUGGCCAAUCAUUCAGGGACUAUGAGGCAGAAAGUGAGAGAAAGGAGUCUGUGGAGGAGUUCUACAGGGUUCAACACAUCAACCAAACCUAUGACUUUGUGAAGAGGAUGAGAGAAGAAGUGUAUGGGAAAUUGGAUAAGGUGGAAAUGAGCAUAUGGGAAUGCUGCGAGCUGUUGAAUGAUGUUGUGGAUGACAGUGACCCUGACCUGGAUGAGCCACAAAUUGAGCACUUGCUCCAAACUGCUGAGGCUAUCAGACAAGACUAUCCUCAUCAAGAUUGGUUGCAUUUGACUGCCCUCAUUCAUGAUCUUGGAAAAGUCCUGCUUCAUCCAAGUUUUGGAGGGCUUCCUCAAUGGGCUGUUGUUGGUGACACAUUCCCUCUUGGAUGUGCUUUUGAUGAAUCCAUUGUUCACCACAAGUACUUCAAAGAAAACCCAGAUUACGAAAACCCACUCUACAACACAGAGAAUGGGGUAUAUGAAGAGAGAUGUGGACUGGACAAAGUGUUAAUGUCUUGGGGGCAUGAUGACUAUAUGUACUUGGUGGCCAAACAAAAUGGAUGUACUUUACCUUCUGCUGCAUUGUUCAUCAUCCGCUAUCACUCUUUCUACGCACUGCACAGGGCUGGGGCUUAUACACACUUGAUGAAUGAGGAGGAUGAAGCAAACAUGAAGUGGCUCAAAAUCUUUAACAAAUACGAUCUAUAUAGCAAGAGUAAGGUUCGUGUAGAUGUCGAGAAAGUCAAGCCGUAUUACCUCUCACUUAUUGAAAAGUAUUUUCCAGCAAAACUCAAGUGGUAAUAAACGAGGCUGAUGGAGAAAUGAGGGUUAAAUCAAGAGGGUACCAUUGGGAAUUAACUGUGAAAGUUAUUGUAUCCAUGUACAAUAAUGUUUAUUUGCAGAAUAUUUUUUUUUUUCUUGUAAUGCUUUUAUUUCCAUUCUUUUCUUCUUGCAAAAUAAUUGAAAAAAAUGUUGGAUAAUACCAAAUAUUGGCCGGAUCUCA